Serpula lacrymans var. lacrymans S7.9 is the source of this 945-nucleotide messenger RNA. RefSeq lists its product as uncharacterized. The record is from RefSeq and is a predicted model, not a curated record. The coding region runs from base 1 to 945 and encodes 314 amino acids. The transcript has a single exon. Lineage: Eukaryota; Fungi; Basidiomycota; Agaricomycetes; Boletales; Serpulaceae.
AUGUCGCAAGGAAGAAGGCCCACCAUGAGGGCACAAACCAGAGCAGGACCAACACAGACAGCAACACCACCGACGUCAUCCCAACAAGAAAGAAUAGCAGCACCACCUCCCUUUCCCCAACCAGACGUAACCCAACUCCACACCACAGAACAAGCAGAUGUUUUCUACGAAGCAAGAACAUGUUGGCUACAAUACUACGCAGAAAGCCACCCACAGCUACUACCCACAACACAACACAAUCCCCCAAUAACCGUAGAAAACCUCUACAAUGAGAACAACUUUGAAGAAUUCACGGCAAAUGGUGACCCGAUACCACCUCCCACACCACAGAUCCUUCCCACAGCACCCGAUCCAUCCCCACUUCCACCAACACGCACCAUGUCUAACGCUACAGCAUCCAAACCCGCUAAAUUCGGACAAAUAGAUAAAUUUGAUGGCAUGCCCGACCGAGCAAACAGAUGGAUGUUAUCAGCCAAAGCAUAUUUUGACGUAAAUGACACCAUCUAUGACUCGGACAAAAAAAAGGUCUUCAAAGCACUUUCCCACAUGAAAGAAGGAGCAGCCCUGGCAUGGAAAGAAACCAAAUUAACGGAAUAUAUGGGAUCGGGCAGAUACCCAAAAUGGGUGGACUUCAAAACCAACUUUAACGGAACAUUCAUUACCGCAAACGUAAAAGGGGCGGCCAGUGCGGCCCUCAUGACAAUGAGAAUGGAAACAGGAGAAACAGCAGUACAGUUCAACUCUAGUUUCAUGGUAAAAGCAGGAAAGAGCAGCUUAAACGAUGAAGGACUAAUCAUGGUAUACAAAAGCUCUAUAUGCCCAUACCUUCUUCAAAAUGUACUCAACUCCUCCAUACAACCCAAAAAUAUUGCAGGAUGGAUAAGCACAGUUACUGGCCUAGAUGCCAACUGGACAAACUCAAACAGCAUCAGUGAAGGAAAAUAG